This is a messenger RNA of Beta vulgaris subsp. vulgaris (sugar beet), 3156 nucleotides long. RefSeq names its product aldehyde oxidase GLOX. The record is from RefSeq and is a predicted model, not a curated record. Lineage: Eukaryota; Viridiplantae; Streptophyta; Magnoliopsida; Caryophyllales; Amaranthaceae. The transcript has a single exon. The coding region runs from base 1309 to 2946 and encodes 545 amino acids.
UCUUAUUAAACAGAGCCCAUGAAUUUAAAGUCACAAAAUUGAGUCCUUUUAAGUCACGGUCUUCCUCUUCACAAAUAAUCCAACCACACAUUAGUGGACUACUUAGUACUUAGUACUUACCCACCUUAUUACUUCCUUCAUCAUUCAUCCACUUCCUCUGUUUUCUUCAACCUUCACCUUCUGCUUAAACAUGGCUAAACUUAUCUUUCAUAUCUUAGUAUCUCUCUCCUAAACAACACUCACCUCAUUUGUGUUUAUCGCGGCGGGUAACCCUUAUUCUUAUCCUUCUAAUCCGCCGUCGAUGCUGAAACCGUAAUUCCACCAACCCCUGUUAGCCAAAUAGGGUCUUACCCACCUCCACCUCCAAUGUACUCUCUAGUCUCUACCACUUCUAUCUGGGAAUUUCUCACUUUCUCUCUGUUAGUUUAAUUUUGUUUCCUCUUCAGUCAGAGAGGUAGAUGUGGGUGUCCAAGGAGUCGAACAACAGUGGCCCCAAAAAUUAUAAAUGUCCUAAAAUAUAUUAUAUUGAAAAUUUUACUUCAUAUUUGAAGAAAUCAUCCUUGUUUCCCACCAUUAAUAAAUUUGUCAAUGAUUUAUCUUUAGAUUUGUAACUUUUCAUCUCUAGAACUCUAACCUCCUAUUUAAAUUUAGGGCUCAAUUUUCAUGUUAGAACAGGCCCCCAAAAUCUUGAAGACGGCCCUGUCUUUAGUCUUCACGCAAUAUUUUCUCAAAAUGGGGGACAUCUGUCCCCAUGUCCCCCUACUAGCUCCGUCACUAAUAUUAGAUAUAUCUAUCCAUUAAAAAAUUAUGAGGCCUCCAUAAAUAUGCAACGCGAAAUAAAUAUUCUUUACAUCCACCUCCUAGACCCCUUGCUUACCUCAUAAGUCAGAAUACUACAAUGGGUGUUUAGUUGGAAGAAUAAAGGCAGCGGUUGCGGUUGUACAUGUGCUGCUGAUCCUUCUCUUUAUUCGGGGCGUACUAUCUCUUAUGGUGAGUAUUAACUACUACUCAUUAUUAGAGAAAUCAGUAGAAGAAAGAGGACCCCUUGCUUUGCAUGAUACAUUUAAUGAAUUACAAAUGCAAAUUGCAUGCGAGGGACAAGCUAAGGCUCCAUUAUUCCCCCCUAGAUUGUCUGCCCUGAUCUUUAGCUUUUCAACAUGUAUUUAAAUCCCAACAAACCGGAAAAUCAAACAAAACUUACACUCCAAAUAAUUCUUCUUAUAACCAAACACCAACAAAAAAUAACAAAAAAAACCCUCACAUUCUACCUUCAUAAAUUCAUACAUUGUAGUACGUACUAUUCAUUCUAUGUCAAAUAUCUUCCUCUUCUUCCUCCUCAUCCUUCUCCCCCGCAGUAUAUUUGCUGCGGGGGGUGGCAGAUGGCAUCUACUAAAAAAAAGCAUAGGCAUUUCUGCCAUGCACAUGCAACUCUUAAACGAUGACCGUGUUAUUAUCUAUGAUAGGACCGAUUUUGGGUCCUCAAAUCUUCCGCUAGCAAGUGAAAAUUGUCGUAUAGACCCCAACGAUCAGGCCUUGCAGAUUGACUGCACGGCCCACUCGGCGGAGUACGACUCUCUCUCGAACACCUUCCGUCCCCUGACCGUGCUAACCGACACAUGGUGCUCCUCGGGAACCACCCUACCAAACGGCACCCUGAUGCAAACUGGAGGUUUCAAUGAUGGAGAGCGAGUGGUUAGAACUUUCCAACCAUCUUGUAGUGGUUGUGAUUGGGUUGAGUUCCCUAACAAGUUGUUGGACCGGAGGUGGUACGCUACUAAUCAUGUAUUACCUGAUGGUCGGUCCAUUAUUAUAGGUGGUAGAAGAGCUCCUAAUUAUGAGUUUUAUCCUAAAGAUGGUACAUCUUUUUCAUCUCAACUUUAUAAGUUACCUUUUUUGUCACAAACACAUGAUCCUCAACAAGAGAACAAUUUGUACCCUUAUGUGUUUCUUCACGUGGAUGGAAAUUUGUUUAUUUUUGCUAAUAAUCGGGCUAUUUUGUUUGAUUAUAACAAUAAUGUGAUUGUUCGGACUUACCCGACUAUCCCUGGUGGUGAUCCACGGAGCUAUCCAAGCACUGGAUCCGCGGUUCUUUUACCAUUGAAGAAUUUGGAGCUUGGAUUGAAUAUGCAAUUUGAGGUGUUAAUAUGUGGAGGUGCACCACUUGGGUCGUAUUUAAAAGCUCUAAAUAUGGGUCAGUUUUUGCCAGCACUAAAGACGUGUGCACGAAUAAAUAUUAAUGAUCAUAACCCCUCUUGGUCCUUAGAAACUAUGCCCAUGGCACGAGUCAUGGGCGAUAUGUUGAUCCUACCUAACGAGGAUGUCAUAAUAAUUAACGGGGCUGGAUCCGGUACUGCUGGGUGGGAGUUAGGCCGAGACCCGGUUCUUAGCCCGGUGAUCUACCACCCGGAUAAUAUUCGAGGAUCCAGAUUCACGGUCCAAAGAUCUACAAAUAUCCCUAGGUUGUACCACUCGAGCGCUAUUCUAUUACGAGAUGGGCGGGUUGUAGUGGGUGGAAGUAACCCCCAUAGAACAUACAACUUCACAAAUGUGCUCUACCCUACUGAACUUAGUUUGGAAGCAUUUUCACCCUCAUACUUGGAUCCGACCAAAGUGGAGAUUCGGCCUAUUAUCAAUGUUCCAAUUUCGGGUUCUAGGAUACGGUAUGGGGAAGUAAUCAAGGUCAAGUUUCUUAUUGUCGGGUCGAAUAAUCUGGAUUUAAUCAAGGUCACAAUGCUAAGACCACCAUUUAAUACACAUUCAUUUUCAAUGAGCCAGAGGUUGUUGGUGCUAACCAAUACAAAGCCCGUAAAGCUAACGGGCACGGGCCAAUUUCAAGUCAAUAUUAUGAUACCCGGAUCCGCUAAUAUCGCCCCGCCCGGGUUUUAUAUAUUCUUUGUGGUGCAUCAGAAUGUUCCUAGUAAAGGCGUUUGGGUUCAACUUACGUGAUUGUUUUUCGUCUGAUGUAUGUAGUUAAUUACUUCUUAGAUACCUCAUUUAAUUGUUCAACAAUUCUUUAAAUGAGAAAGAAAUCUAAUACGCAUUUUUUCUUUCACAAGUAAAGGUACAAAUAUAGGUGUAAAGUGUUGUACAAAAUUAAAAAUGUGGUCCAAAACUAUAGCCAACUAAAGAUCAAAUUUAUAUUUCUUUUUAAAAAAC